AAAUGACCGUGGUCUGCACCGUAAUAUGUUUUCGCUCGGUCUUCCUACCGAGUUAGCAAUGUAGGAAGUUCUAUAUAUAUAUGUAUGCGAUUCGAACAUUCUGGACCGUCCCGGGUGGGGAGUCGGGAACGUGGGAGAACGCUAGAAAAAAAGAUGUCCGAAACGACUUGACAACACUGCACUUGGACUGUACUGUCAACACUGUCCGAAACAAAGAAUAGCCGGUUGGUUGCGUCAGUCGCGUGGUGUUCGUCCUGAAUUUCUUUCGUUCCUCGAUCGAGUCGGGCUGAAAGUUGGCCGGAUAUGGCGAAAAAGUAUAUGUCGGACUCUCAGGAGUCUACCUUGAUAGACGACGAGGCCAUCCAGCAUAUAAGGGACAGUUUCGCCGGUGACCUGCCGUUCUCAGAACUUGAUAUUCCCGAGGACAAAUUCGUCAAGUCCGCAGACUCGGUGGGAAAAAAGCAGCUAAAGAGAUACUAUGAAGAGGAGAUGCCUCAAUUUGAACUGUAUUCAUCUCCAUACAACGAUGAUAUGGUUCACUCGUGGAACUUACAGUAUACCUUCGGAGAAGGUGGUGCUCAGGAUUGGGUGUACUCUGAAGCAUUGAAAAAGCUGUUCAUCAAAAUGGAAAAGGUACUACCUUUACGAUUUUCAUGGGAACCUCACUCGACCACAUCGAAUUUAUUCUUACGGACAAGAUUGACUUUUGUUCUGGACGAACAUAAAAGCGACCCGGUAAGACGCUGCUUGAACCAUUCAGACUCGUCGGUUUACGUUAACCAAUCCAUGGAGUCUGAGAGAAUCAAACACGUAGUCCAUUGCGUUAAUCAUGCUUGCUUCUACCGAGAAGAAAAAGAUCAUCUUUCGGUUGUAACGCCACUUUGUGCACCCGAGUCUGGCUCGCAAUACGUGCCGAUGUGCUUCAAGUUCUUUUGCAAAAAUAGCUGCCCGUCGGGCAUAAAUCGUAGAGGAACAGAGCUGGUAUUUACUUUAGAGAAUGAAAUUGGCCAAAUUUUGGCGAGUCAGACACUAUUGAUUAGAAUAUGUAGUUGUCCCAAGCGAGACAAACAAAAAGAAGAAGAUUUAAAGGAGGUGCCUGCCAAACGGCAGCUUGUUUUAACGCAGAACAAAAAGAUGUGUACCGACAAACAUGUUUAUAAAAUCGAGCUAAAUGUCGUCGGCAAAGAGAAUUCUUUAGCAGUUUACAAGUAUGCGUACGAUGUUAUGGCCGGUCAAGCGGCGAAAACUGGUCAACAUGAAUUUUAUAAGCCGUACAUGGAUGACAUAUUGCACAAAAUUCCUUAAAGCGCCUAUGAUUCCAAGUUUCAAGUUUUCUUUUUACAGUGUUUUUAUUUUACGAUAAAAAUAGAUUAUAUACUUUUUAUAACAUGUUUUUACCAAUUAGUUUUUUUAUCUUGUCUGCAUGUUAUGUGAUUUUAUUACAGUUUGCUUACUAGAUAGUGAUAAUGCGUUUAUAAGCAGCAUUUUUAUUUUUAUUAAUAGCUGCUUUUUGUCAAUUAAAGAGUGUUGAAUAUGAACUAUUUAAUCGGUUAGGACAAAAAGGACAUGUGAGACAAAAUCACAUACAUAUGUAAGAACAUUUUUUAUGAGCUAUAUGAAUUUUUAAAUAGCUUUUAUACUUUGUUCUAGGAACCUCUGAAAGUUUAAAAAAAAAUUUUUAACAGAUUCGCCUGUCCAUGUCAUGUAAUGGCUGUCAGAUGGCUCUGUUAAACAAGAUAGAUUCGUUACUUUAUGUAAAUCAGUGCACGACAAUGCUAAACAGCACAAACACUGAUAGCUCAGUUUCGGUCAAAAUGUCACAUCUCCUUACCGGUUUAAGUGUAUUAUUAAUUAAGCCAACGUCUAUAUAUAUCUUUUGUGAUAUACUGCAUGUUCGAAAAUACAUUAAUUACAGUAUUUUAACGAAAGUCUUAAGGAACAAACGAGGAAACCAUGCAUAAGCAUCCUUUCUCUCUCUUCCAAUUUUGAUGAUUACAAUAUUGAAUGUUGCAAUAUAGAGCAAAAUAAGAAGUACGUACUUUGGCUCUACAAUACUUUUCGUGUUAAGAAACGCGCUCUUGACAGACAUCGACUUUUGUGUUUUGUAUGUUCCUCUGUAAGCAGCAUUUUUGCAAUACGUAUAAGAUAAUUAUUUUAUAUCUUAACCAAUAAGUUCAUUAGUUUUUCAAAAACUAGAUUUUCUCGUUAUACGUUAUACGCUACAUGAUGUUACUCGUUAUAUGUUUAUGAAUUAAGAUUUUAAAUAAAUAACUGUACCUCUUAAA
Molecule: messenger RNA, 2285 nt
Organism: Vollenhovia emeryi
Lineage: Eukaryota; Metazoa; Arthropoda; Insecta; Hymenoptera; Formicidae
Gene: p53
Product: cellular tumor antigen p53
Exons: 3
Coding region: 304-1305 (333 amino acids)
Biological process (GO): apoptotic process; regulation of transcription by RNA polymerase II
Cellular component (GO): nucleus
Molecular function (GO): DNA-binding transcription factor activity, RNA polymerase II-specific; RNA polymerase II cis-regulatory region sequence-specific DNA binding
Source: RefSeq, a predicted model, not a curated record